This is a messenger RNA of Exophiala bonariae, 867 nucleotides long. RefSeq lists its product as uncharacterized. Gene Ontology annotation, cellular component: cell surface; fungal-type cell wall; extracellular region. Gene Ontology annotation, molecular function: glucan endo-1,3-beta-D-glucosidase activity. The coding region runs from base 1 to 867 and encodes 288 amino acids. Gene Ontology annotation, biological process: cell wall organization; carbohydrate metabolic process. The record is from RefSeq and is a predicted model, not a curated record. Lineage: Eukaryota; Fungi; Ascomycota; Eurotiomycetes; Chaetothyriales; Herpotrichiellaceae. The transcript has a single exon.
AUGAAAUCCGGUCUUAUUCUCACUCUGGCCGCAGCAGCAGUCUCCAGCGUUGAUGCAUACUACAAAGGCUUCAAUAUUGGUGCCAAUCUUGCAUCUGGAGCAUGUCGAAAUGAAGCCGAUUGGGAAUUUGCCUUCAACAAAAUAGCUGGAUUUCCAGGUAACUUCAAGAAUGUCAGAUUGUACGCUUCAAGCGAUUGCAACACUCUUGCAAACGCAGUACCUGCCGCUAUCCGGACAGGGACAACUCUCUUGGUCGGUAUCUGGACUGAAGAUGAUGCUCACUUCGAGGCCGAGAAGCAAGCUCUACUACAAGCAAUUCAACAAUAUGGAUCAGAUUGGAUCCUGGCCGUCUCCGUUGGAUCAGAGGAUCUAUAUCGCAAGGAUACAGAUGCCAAUACACUUGCUGCAAAGAUCAAUGAUGUCCGUGGCAUGUUGUGGGGCCUCGGAGCAUCUGGAAAAUCCGUUGGGCACGUCGAUACCUGGACCGCCUGGGUUGAUCCUGCGAACGCCGCUGUGAUCAAUGCCGUUGACUGGCUUGGCAAUGAUGCAUACCCUUAUUGGGAAGGUGUCAGUAUCGACAAUGGUGCCUCGAGCAAUGCCUACUGGGCUGCAGUAGAAAAAGUCCGAAGCGUGUCACAAGGCAAAGAAGUCUGGACCACUGAAACAGGCCAGCCCAUCACUGGGGACACCGUCGGAAAUUCGGUACCAUCGAUCGACAGCCUUCAAACCUUCUGGUGGCAAGUGUCGUGUUCCAGCUUCAACAGCUUGAACUACUUUUUCUACGACCUUGAUGACUUUUCGGCUUCUCCAAGCUUUGCUGUUGUUGAUCACGACUACAAUCCUCUGAUCGAUUUCUCUUGUGCUUGA